CCCCAAUAGGAAUCUCCAAUACUACACUAAAAAUUCAUAGUUUCAGUUUAAUUUGUUGUUAACUUCAAAAGCAAACCAAAUAUGGAUAAUUCUCAGAACAUUGGUUACCAAGCUGGCCAGGCCAAGGGCCAAGCUCAGGAAAAGGGUAAUCAGAUGAUGGAAAAGGCUGGCAAUGUUGCGCAGUCUGCCCAAGAAACAAUGCAGCAGGCGGGGCAGCAAAUGAAGGCCACGGCUCAAGGGGCAGCAGAUGCAGUUAAAAAUGCUACUGGCAUGAACAAGUAAUAAACAUGGAUCUCACAUCAUGGACAACUUUGUUCAACAUUUAGGCUAGCUAUCCGCUCUACCUUUUUUAUCUUUUUUUUUUUUUUUUUUUUUUUUAAUUUUGAACCUUUUAAUUCAGAAAUGGGGGGAGAAUCAGUUACUUAGGUUUAAGCAUAAUUAAGAAGUUUUAUGUUUCUGAAUUGAAGAAGAGGAGGAAGCUGUGCCAGUGCAAUAAUGUCAUGCCUGGCUAAUUUAUUUUUGGUUUUAUCUAGUAAUAAAGCUUGAUUCUCCUUAAUCACCCAGCUUAUUUAUCGCAAUUGCAUUAUGAUUUCUGUCCAUGGAACUUCAUGUAAAGAGAACUGAAAGA
Lycium barbarum (goji berry) is the source of this 628-nucleotide messenger RNA. RefSeq names its product stress-induced protein KIN2-like. NCBI's taxonomy places the organism in Eukaryota, Viridiplantae, Streptophyta, Magnoliopsida, Solanales, Solanaceae. The transcript has 3 exons. The record is from RefSeq and is a predicted model, not a curated record. The coding region runs from base 82 to 282 and encodes 66 amino acids.